Hypoxylon trugodes is the source of this 3480-nucleotide messenger RNA. RefSeq lists its product as uncharacterized. The transcript has a single exon. The coding region runs from base 172 to 3231 and encodes 1019 amino acids. The record is from RefSeq and is a predicted model, not a curated record. NCBI's taxonomy places the organism in Eukaryota, Fungi, Ascomycota, Sordariomycetes, Xylariales, Hypoxylaceae.
UUAGAGUGGGAGUAUGCUCGCACCGCAAAUUUGGCAAUAACCACCGAUUCGAUUGAAUGAAUUAGGAGCUUAAUAGUGGUACAGCCAACUCAUCCAUACCUACUACCAUAAGCAUUGGGGAUACAACAUUUACAAAAACCUGCCUUCAGAGUUAAACUUGUCUGGCCUACCAUGUCUGGACGCAGCGCGUACGUUAGGAAAAAGAUCAACGAGCCCAACGACCGUGCGCAGGGAGGAAGUAGUCGCUAUUCCGAACGAGAUGACCUCUCGGUCAACGAUGCCACGCUGCCGCAAAGCACUGGUUAUGGCACAACGAAUGCACGAUUUCUUAAAUUCUCAGAGCCAGUGCGGGAGGCGGAAUUGACCAAUUAUCGCUCCCAAUUAACAAAUUUCAGCGAUCAGAGCAGUGGAAGUCAAAGUGGUGGAAGUGAGCUAGGCAAGCGAGAUGGUGGCAAUGGUCCACAACACCAGGGACCCAUGGCCGAUUUCGCAUACGCCAGGGCGAGAAAACCCGUAUUGAGAACGGAAGAUGUAUCGGGCAUCGAACGAUCCGGUUUCCGAAAUGCUGUGGACAAGAAGAGUGAUGAAUUCCGCAAAGGGCUCACGAAAGCUUUCAGCUUUGGUGGUAAGAAGAAGAAGGUUGUUGAACCUCCUCGGCCCGACUCUUCUGUCGCCUUCAGAGGCCCCGAGGUAGAUCCUUAUGAGGCAAUCGAGGAUCAUGGAAUGCCUCAAGCCCUGCAGCCUAUGGUAUGGGAUUCGGAAUACCAGCAGAUGCUCUCACCACCACCGUCUGCCAAACUACCUCCAAUCCCUCCACCUUCAAACACGCCACCUAUUAAACGUUGGACUGGUGCUGGGAAACCCGUACAGCGAUGGAACAAACUCCGGAAAGAUCCUGAAUUAUGGGACCCCAAUGGUGACGUCCUAGUGUUCUUCGGCCGCAAAGGACAAUUGCCGCGACCCAACCCUUCGUUCCGCCUCUCAUCCCACAUUAUCGAAGCAACCGAAUCCCGCUUCCUGCUCACUCUUCUUCGAGAAGGAUCCACCGAGGAAGAUUACGACACGCGAAUGUUCACGCCACCAUCGCCAAUCGGUGCGCCGCCAAUGCUACGGCCGCACGGUGCGCAUCAACAUCUCGGUUAUAAUCUAGGACGGAAUGGCCAGCCGACGCCUCCGGUCUCUGAAGACACUAGCCUUGCCGAUUCUGAAGGCCAGAUUUCCUACGAGAUGUACUUCCCGACGCCUCCGAAUCUAAGCAAGCUUGAAGCGCACCGGCACGCCAUCACGACACGUAACGUAUUUGCUCUGCUAUAUCACGCUUCUCUUGUUGGGUUUUCGCUUCUCCAAGCACUCUCAGACCUUCUUGCGCGAUUGACGGCAUAUAUGCCCCAAGAAGCAGACAAUGUUGGAACAAUUCUCAAAUACCUUUCCGCCCGAGGUAUUGACGAUGCUCGAAACGACCCGGAUAUAGCAGUGUCCAUUCUUGCGUGGUCGGAAACACCGGAAGUGCGUUGGGAAGAAGGUUGGUGCGAGGCGUUCGUCCACUGUGCUGGGAUGUACUCUCGCCUAGAAGCAUGCGCAGAUUUUCGGAGCAUCACGCCCAUUACUCGUGCUCUUCUGGAGCGAGCUUGUCUAGAAACUCAACUUCGCGUACAAGCAGCAGAAGAACGCCUCGCCGAUUAUUCAUUCGACGAUAUCUGGCUGUCCAAUAAUCAGCCUGUGUGCGGUGAUGCUAGGGACUCAGCCGAACGUCUGCGACAAUUUUUCAUAAACUAUUACGCCAAAAUACAUGGAGAUUGGCCCCCUCCUGAAACUAACGCGAGGACGAUAGAGGGCGAGGAGAUGUGGCUAACAAGAACAUUGGCAAGGGAGAUGCAAAAAGACUUCGGGGCGCUUUACGAUUACCUCGUCAACCGGGACAUCGUGUGGGACGAGUCUGAAACUCGAAGUAGUCGAAAAUGGAUGAUGGUCUCCGAGAGCAACAAACCCUUCAAACCCGAUUCCAUAGUUCUUCCUCUUACGGACAUGCUGAUCGAGUUCGACAACCGAAUGCGAUUCCCACAUAUUCCGCAUCCCUACCCUCUCGUCCCCGAGUCGAUCACCCCACCCUCGCCACCUUCUUCCGCUUCGAGCCGCGAUAGGUCGAGAAAGGAUAAAAAUAUCAUGAACAUUAAUACCACGAGAUACGGUGCCGAUGAUCGCAUAAAUGAGAGACGUGCGCAGCUCGCUUACACCGAGGCGACCAACAUAUACAUCCUAGGGUCGGACUUCACACAGUCCGAUCUGAUCGAGAACUUCGUCAAGUUCGAGAAGACGGACCAGGUUGGUGCUGUCGACCCCUUCGUGGCUCGUCGCGGCCGCUGGGUUCUUAUAUACGGCAUUCUGCAGACUCUAGCUAGUGUGUCCGUCGAUGCGCCUAACGUGCGAUACAAGGAUGGUGUAUCAUACCACCUAUCCCCACGCUUCAAGGGUACCAAAGCGCCGCCAUGGAAAGGUGCAUCGGCUCCCGCCGCCGAAGCUUGCCACGAACUUUCGCAUUGUUGGCUCGCGCCUCGGGCAUGGCAGAAUAGCGCUAGCGGAGGCGAGAGCGCUGACUCGGACACGUCUAAUUCAGGCGAUCCCGUGUUACGCAUGAUGCGUGCACAGGCUAAUAAAUUCCCACGGCCACCCAGAACCGUGACGAGCCGAUCUAGCAAUGGAACAGGAUGGCACACGGCACGCAGCGUGCGGUCGAGCGUAACCACGAACCCGGGUCUCGCCGCGCCGCCUCUUACGCCUACGAUGUGGGGCGGCUCAUCCGCCAUGAGCGUCAGCGUGUUUUCCGAAGACGGUGCAUCGAGUGUUACACGUCCAUCCUCCUCUUCUGGUCAUCAUAACCAAACCCCAAACCACAAUCAGAAGAGUUACGCCAAUUCACAACGAGCGCGAAGCGAACGCAGCUAUGCGACUUUCGGUCCAGGUAGUGGCGGUCUAAGCGCCGGCAGGCUCGACGAGAACAAGUUACAGCCGCAGGGUAUGAGCAUGAGCAUACGUCAACGGAAGCAGCCUGCGCCUUUGGAUCUAAAUAAUGAUAAAGAGUCGUCGCAUCAAAUGAAUAGCUAUCUAGAGUCGACGCAUAGCCCAUCGAGUAUCGGGGGCGCGCCAAUUCUGAGCCCGAAUAGCUCAGAUGGACUUGGGCCCGUGAUUCGGGAUUUCGAUGAGCUUGAAUCUGUUAUUGAGGAAAAUUCUUAAGCAUCCAUUUAUCUGGGUGCUUAGAAGAGAAGCAUGGAGUGGGAUCUAUCGUUUGAUUUAUUUUUUGCUGGGGGAGGGGGCGCGGUUCAGGUUGGAGUACGAAGUUAAGGCGGUGGUGGUGUAAUUGAUGUCCUUGGAUAUCUAAUAAUACCUAGGUAUGUGUUACGAUGUAUACGGGGGUUCGUAUACGAGAGAGAAUCCCCUUUGUCUUCUUGGUAAAAUAUAUUAUAAGAAAGGUACACAUAUACA